AUGGAGACAAGAGCAUCUUUCAUUGCCACCAUGCGAGAGACCCAACACCUCUCCCCGGAGAAGGGUCAGAGCCCUGCGAAUGGCAACAGGGAGCAGUUUGAUUCAGAUGAGGGCUCCAGCAUUGAGGAUGCUGACUUCAACUGGGAUGAGUUCCUGGAGGAAACAGGAGCCAGUGCUGCUCCCCACACCUCCUUCAAACACGUUGAAAUAAGCCUUCAAAGCAGUUUCCAACCAGGGAUGAAAUUAGAAGUGGCCAACAAGAGCAGUCCAGACACAUACUGGGUGGCUACAAUCAUUACAACAUGUGGACAGCUCUUACUGCUUCGUUACUGUGGCUAUGGAGAUGACCGCAGGGCAGACUUCUGGUGUGACGUGAUGACAGCAGAUCUGCACCCAGUUGGCUGGUGUACACAGAACAACAAGGUCUUGAUGCCUCCAGAUGCAAUCAAAGAGAAAUACAUGGACUGGACGGAGUUUCUCAUCCACGAUCUGACUGGUGCCCGCACUGCUCCUGCGAAUUUGCUGGAAGGUCCUCUGCGAGGAAAAAACCCUGUAGACCUCAUUACAGUUGAUUCCUUAAUAGAGCUGCAGGAUUCCCAGAAUCCCUUUCAGUACUGGAUAGUUAGUGUGGUUGAAAAUGUUGGAGGAAGAUUACGCCUUCGCUAUGUGGGAUUGGAGGAGACUGAAUCCUAUGACCAGUGGUUGUUUUACUUGGAUUGCAGACUUCGACCAGUCGGUUGGUGUCAAGAGAAUAAAUACAGAAUGGACCCACCUGCAGAUAUCUAUUCUCUGAAGACUAUAUCUGAGUGGAAAUGCGCUCUGGAAAAAUCCCUUACUGAUGCAGCAAAUUUUCCUCUUCCAAUGGAAGUGUUCAAGGACCAUGCUGAUUUGAGAAACCACUUCUUCACUGUGGGGAUGAAGCUGGAGGCAGUGAAUAUGAGAGAGCCAUUUCAUAUCUGUCCUGCAUCAGUGACCAAGGUUUUUAACAAUCAUUAUCUACAAGUGACCAUUGAUGACUUGAGACCUGAACCCAGCAAAAUCUCAAUGCUUUGCCAUGCAGAUUCCUUAGGGAUCUUACCAAUACAGUGGUGCCUUAAAAACGGAGUCAAUCUCACACCUCCCAAGGGUUACUCUGGCCAGGACUUUGACUGGGCAGACUACCAGAAGCAGUGUGGAGCGGAGGCAGCGCCUCACCUGUGCUUUAGAAAUACAUCCUUCAGCCGUGGCUUUACUAAGAACAUGAAGCUGGAGGCAGUGAACCCCAGGAACCCUGCAGAGAUAUGUGUUGCCUCUGUCACCUCAGUGAAAGGACGGUUAAUGUGGCUUCACCUGGAAGGUUUACAGGUGCCAUCUCCAGAGUACAUAGUUGAUGUGGAGUCUAUGGACAUUUUCCCCGUGGGCUGGUGUGAGGCAAAUGCUUAUAACCUAACUCCACCACACAAAGCUGUUUUGCGAAGGAAGAGAAGAAUUGCAGUUGUGCAGCCAGAAAAGCAGUUGCCAUCCACAGUGCCUGUUGAGAAAAUACCUCAUGACCUCUGCCCAGUUCCUCAGCCAGACACAACAGGCACCAUCAAUGGGAGAUACUGCUGCCCUCAGCUCUACAUCAACCACCGCUGCUUCUCAGGUCCAUAUUUAAACAAAGGCAGAAUUGCAGAGCUACCUCAGUCUGUGGGGCCUGGCAAGUGUGUGCUGGUCCUCAAAGAGGUUCUCAGCAUGGUGAUCAAUGCAGCUUACAAGCCAGGGAGUGUUUUACGAGAACUGCAGCUAGUGGAAGAUCCUCAGUGGAAUUUCCAAGAGGAAACACUUAAAGCAAAAUACAGAGGGAAGACAUACAGGGCAACGGUGAAGAUUGUGCGGACGUCGGACCAGGUGGCAGAUUUCUGCAGAAGAGUCUGUGCAAAGCUGGAGUGUUGCCCCAACUUGUUCAGUCCUGUGCUGGUGGCUGAAGUCUGCCCUGAGAACUGCUCCAUUCAUACUAAAACCAAGUACACUUAUUAUUAUGGGAAGAGGAAAAAAAUCAUUAAGCCACCAAUUGGGGAAAAUAACAACAUGAAAAGUGGACAUGUCAAGCCAGCCAGACGCAGGAAAAGGCGGAAAUCCAUCUUUGUGCAGAAGAAAAGGAGGUCAUCAGCUGUCGAUCUGAAUGCUGCAGGCUCUGCAGAGGAGAGCGAAGAUGAUGAGCCAGAUGCGAUGGAGGAUGAGACGGGAAGUGAGGAAACCAGCUCGGAGCUCCGAGAUGACCAGACAGAUACCUCCUCUGCUGAGGUCCCCUCCACCAGGCCCCGGAGAGCUGUCACCCUGAGGAGCAGCACUGAGUUGGACAGACCUCCCCCCACGGAGAGAGCCCGGCGGAGCCGGAGACCUCAGCCCCACUCCUACAGCGAGACGGAGAAGUGCACACAAGUCAAGGAAGAAAUUAAGCAAGAAGAGGAAGAGAAGCUCAUCCUGGACAGUAAUCCGUUGGAGUGGACUGUGACUGAUGUUGUGAGGUUUAUUAAACUGACUGACUGUGCACCCCUGGCCAAAAUAUUUCAGGAACAGGACAUCGAUGGCCAAGCCCUUUUGUUGCUGACACUGCCCACGGUGCAAGAGUGCAUGGAGCUGAAACUCGGCCCAGCCAUCAAACUGUGCCACCAGAUCGAGCGAGUAAAAGUUGCUUUCUAUGCACAAUAUGCCAACUGA
This is a messenger RNA of Acanthisitta chloris (rifleman), 2682 nucleotides long. It is a transcript of the gene SFMBT2, whose product is annotated as Scm-like with four mbt domains 2. Lineage: Eukaryota; Metazoa; Chordata; Aves; Passeriformes; Acanthisittidae. Gene Ontology annotation, cellular component: nucleus. The record is from RefSeq and is a predicted model, not a curated record. Bases 1 to 2682 code for a protein of 893 amino acids. Gene Ontology annotation, molecular function: transcription corepressor activity; histone binding. The transcript is spliced from 20 exons. Gene Ontology annotation, biological process: regulation of DNA-templated transcription.